Molecule: messenger RNA, 1745 nt
Organism: Neurospora tetraspora
Lineage: Eukaryota; Fungi; Ascomycota; Sordariomycetes; Sordariales; Sordariaceae
Product: arginine-specific carbamoyl-phosphate synthetase small subunit mitochondrial precursor
Exons: 3
Coding region: 216-1577 (453 amino acids)
Biological process (GO): 'de novo' pyrimidine nucleobase biosynthetic process; L-arginine biosynthetic process; L-glutamine metabolic process
Cellular component (GO): carbamoyl-phosphate synthase complex; cytoplasm
Molecular function (GO): carbamoyl-phosphate synthase (glutamine-hydrolyzing) activity
Source: RefSeq, a predicted model, not a curated record
UUCUCUUAAGAUAUCGCAGCAGCCAUCCUGGGGGAACUUCUCUUUCUCAAUUCUGCCGCUUGCCGUUUGUUUGUUGUGUUUGACCAAAACUAAUCUUAUUGCGUUUAUAGGAUUAUCUCUCAGACCAUCUGUGGAGGGCCCUUAGCGCAUAAGAGCCUCUCGUUACCCAGCAGCCUUACCAAUCACCACCACACCCCAUCACCCCUGAAGUCAAGAUGUUCUCUCGCUUGGCCGCUCGUCUCCCCAAGGCGUCUGCCCUCAAUGGCGUUGCCGCCCGUCAGGUUCGCAACCUGAGCCAGCCCGCCGUUACCGGCAGCAAGGGCAGGAACAUGCCCGCCCGUGAGCCGCGCACUACUGCCGCUGCCACCGGCGCCGAGGCCACCUUCACCAUCAGGGAUGGCCCCGUUUUCCAGGGUACCGCCUUCGGUGCCAACUCCAACAUCUCUGGUGAAGCCGUCUUCACCACCUCCCUUGUUGGUUACCCCGAGUCGAUGACCGAUCCCUCGUACCGCGGUCAGAUUAUCGUCUUCACCCAGCCCCUGAUUGGCAACUACGGUGUCCCUUCGAACGAGCGUGACGAGUUCAACCUCCUCAAGUACUUCGAGUCCCCCCACAUCCAGUGCGCCGGUAUCGUCGUCUCCGAUGUCGCUACCCAGUACAGCCACUGGACCGCUGUUCAGAGCUUGGGCGAGUGGUGCGCCAGCGAGGGUAUUCCCGCCAUCUCCGGUGUUGACACUCGUGCGAUUGUCACCUACCUCCGUGAGCAGGGUUCCUCCCUCGCCAGGAUCUCCAUUGGUGACGAGUACGACGCCGAUGAGGAUGAGGGUUUCGUCGACCCCGGCCAGAUCAACCUGGUCAAGCGCGUGUCUACCAAGGCUCCCUUCGUGGUCACCAACCCCAACGGCAAGUUCCACGUCGCUCUUAUCGACUGCGGUGUCAAGGAGAACAUCCUUCGCAGCUUGGUUAGCCGUGGCGCUUCCGUUACCGUCUUCCCCUACGACUACCCCAUCCAAAAGGUUGCCGACAACUUCGAUGGUGUCUUCAUCUCCAACGGCCCCGGUGACCCCACUCACUGCCAGGAGACUGUCUACAACCUCGCCAAGCUUAUGGAGACUUCCUCUGUUCCCAUCAUGGGUAUCUGCCUCGGCCACCAGCUUCUUGCUCUCGCUGUUGGUGCCAAGACCAUCAAGCUCAAGUAUGGUAACCGUGCCCACAACAUCCCGGCUCUUGACUUGACCACCGGUCAGUGCCACAUCACCUCGCAGAACCACGGUUAUGCCGUUGAUAUCAGCACUCUCCCCAGCGACUUCAAGGAGUACUUCGUCAACCUUAACGACGGCUCCAAUGAGGGUAUGAUGCACAAGACCCGCCCUAUCUUCUCUACCCAGUUCCACCCCGAGGCCAAGGGUGGUCCCAUGGACAGCUCCUACCUCUUCGACAAGUAUAUGGAGAACGUCGAGCUCUUCAAGAGCAACUCCCAGGUCUACCGUGACAACAGGCCUUCUCAGUUAAUGAUUGACAUUCUCGGCAAGGAGCGUGUUGGCGUUGAGCCCACUCCUCUUGCUAACGCUGCUUAAGCGGCGAGAACGUCUUUUCAUUUUCUGAUGAAUGGUUUUUGUUGUUUGUUUUGGGUUUCUGGGUUUUAACACAACGAAUAUGGGUUUUGUAAAAUGGGACUUUUUGAGCGACGUCCUCUCGUUAAUAAUGGUUUGGGGACCAUGAUAUCUUUUUUACUACUUCAAGGG